This is a messenger RNA of Ostrea edulis (European flat oyster), 1606 nucleotides long. RefSeq lists its product as uncharacterized. The record is from RefSeq and is a predicted model, not a curated record. Bases 188 to 610 code for a protein of 140 amino acids. The transcript has 3 exons. NCBI's taxonomy places the organism in Eukaryota, Metazoa, Mollusca, Bivalvia, Ostreida, Ostreidae.
UUUCACCAAUAUGCAGACAUGAUGAAAAUACUGUAAUAUGUAUGUAAUUGACAUGAUUACUGUAGUAUUAAAAUGUCGUAUUUUUACGUUUCAGGAUAAGGAUACUUCUGAGUCAAACACGUCGGGAAUUUGAAGACACGUGUGACCUUUGUACCGGGUCAGUCAGUGUAACCCAACAUACAUCAACAUGCCCUGGACUGACGUCAUCAUGACCUGUGUCGAGUUCAAGGUCACUGGAGUCGACUUCACCGUCCCUAAUUCUGAGACUGGAGUGGAGGAGUUGAUGGUUGUGUGUGAUCAGGACGUCCUCUCUAACUUCAACCCUCCUACUGAUUGGCGUUAUCUAGAGAAUGACCAGGACAGAGAAGAGACUGUUUCUUUGGAGAAGACAUUUUACAGAGCAGCCGCCAAGGAGUGGACCCAGAGAAAAAGUCUUGGGAAUAUUAAAACAAAGGCAUCCAAGGCCCACCACAAAGAAGGCCGAACACCGUGGACACGCUUCCCAGAACAGUGCAUGAAACCAAUCAGACAAUUGCUCUACUGUCAACAAGUAUUGAGGAAGAAAAGCUCCAAUCCAGGAAGUAUGAAAAGUACCCAGAAAGUUUGGUAGAUGGAACAGACAUAGAUCAGACAGCCAUCGCAAAUACUAGUAUCACAAAUCUGCCUCCACUGAGCAUGUCCGAACAAAGGGAGGAAGUGAGUGUGAUGUCCCAGAAUUCCUUGUGGGACUCGGUGUGUGACCCCGAGGUCAGUGUGUGGAGAUAUGGACGAUGCAGCCUGGACAAGACUCUCAAUCAGCCUCAGAUCUCAGAACAGUUUGUACAACUUGAGGAGGAUCUAAAGAGGCAGAGGAGAUUUAGUGAUGUGUUUGAAUUACAACUUCAGAGGUGGAUCCAAGAGGGUGUAUAACACUGCUUUAUAGACACAUUGAGAAAGAUUGAAGUCAUCUCACAUUCUUAAAGGCUUUCAUUUACACUUCAUAUUUGUAAAACACCAGUAUUUUCUUUAAGAAAUAAAUGGGUUCUGUAUAUAUUGUUUGAAUUUACAGAGCAGCUGUCAAUGUGUAAAUGAAGAUGUGUGGAUAAUCUCCAUUUUUAUGUCCCCGUAAUCCGAGAUUUGUAUAUUUCAUAUGUAUAUUGCUUGAGACAAGACCUUUGGUUUGGUAAUAAAAUUUUUGACCUACUGACUUCACCUUUGGAGUUUGACUUACUUUUGAAAAACUUUCACCUUGGCCAUAACUUUCGAGUGGUUAGUGAUAGGGCUUUCAUAUUUCACAUGUGUAUUCCUUUUGACAUGACCUUUUGGUACCAAAUCUGUUGUCUUCUUUACCUUGACCAGGGAAUUUGAUCUACUUUUGACAAACUCGAAUCUAGUUCAUAACUUUUAAAUGAUUAAGGAUAGGAGUUUUCAUAUUUCGUAUGUUUUUUCCUUGUAACAAGACCUUUCUUUGGGUACCAUAAAUAGUUUGCUUCCAUAUGGGGGCAUCAGUGCUUCACAAAUGUAUCUUGUUUUUACAUUAAUCUAUGAUUGUAAAUGAAAUGAAGAAAGUACGAUUAAAAUGAAAGGAGAUAUUUUUAGAGAUUUAUUUGUUGGUAGCUGUGACCUG